UGUGCGCCCAGUAGGCCCGGCCUGAGGCGGCGGGAGUCGCCGAACAGCGGAGAGAGAUCAUCGAGGGUCACGACGGCUAGUGAGACACAAAGUGUUUCAAGAUGACGCAGUUCCUGCCCCCAAAUUUGUUAGCACUAUUUGCGCCCCGUGAUCCUAUACCCUAUCUGCCUCCUUUGGAAAAAUUGCCCCAUGAGAAACAUCAUAAUCAGCCUUACAGUGGUAUUGCUCCCUACAUCCGUGAGUUUGAGGACCCACGUGAUGCUCCCCCACCUACUCGUGCAGAGACACGGGAGGAACGGAUGGAACGGAAGAGGCGAGAGAAGAUUGAACGCCGACAGCAGGAGGUUGAAAGUGAAUUGAAGAUGUGGGAUCCACAUAAUGACCCCAAUGCUCAAGGAGAUGCCUUCAAGACACUUUUUGUGGCCCGAGUUAAUUACGAUACAACAGAGUCCAAAUUGAGGCGGGAGUUUGAAGUCUAUGGGCCUAUCAAAAGGAUCUACAUGGUAUACAAUAAGCAUUCCGGCAAGCCACGUGGCUACGCCUUCAUUGAAUAUGAACAUGAACGUGACAUGCACUCCACCUUUCUGAUGGCUAUUGCCACUGCUGGCUUGCAGCUGAUCCUUAUGCUUCCCCUUUACAACAUCUCAUUGUAUGGUUGGUAUAAGGGUUUGUAUAAUUGGUAAGAACCUCAGUACCCAACACACUUCUAUACACAAGCCAGGUCAAAGGCAGAUGGUAGAUAAUAUGGUUGAGAUGGGGGUGGAGGGAAGGAAGGAAUCUAUUUCUCUUUUGGUUUCUGUAAACUGUCUUGCUGAAUAGAAAGAGAAAAAGAAAUAGGUUCCUCAUGGUCUAUGUUAGUUAUACAUUGUUCAGUCUGGAUUAAAGGAGAGGGAGGGAACAACAGGCCAGCCAUUUGUAGCAUAACUCAAAUAUCCUGAGUGAAUCCUCCCUCCUUAAGUCACACAUAUGCCAUUUUAUAGUCUUUAUAAUCUAUGGAUGGGGAGAAAAAUAGGCAGAAUCUGUUUUGAAGAAAUCAAAAUGCUUUGUUUUUUUUGGUGACAUAUGAAACUGGUAGAGUAUAUUUCAUAUUGCCUAAUCCAAAAUAAAUAUUUCUUCUUAAUCAAAUUCUAAUUGGAUUGUGUCCAUGUUAAAACUAGGUAAAUCCAUAGUUUGCCAUGCCAUCCAAAGUUCUAAUGUAAGGUCCACAAAAUAAACAGAGUUCCUAUCUGACUGAGUUAAUUCUUCAGAAGAACACAGACAAAACUAAAAUGUUACUACUUAUUAUAAAGCAUAUAAAAUAUGUGACAGUAGCAUUGUAAUUUAACAUGAUUAAUUACCUGAUCAUUCAAAAUCACUGAGAGUGUAUCUUCAUAGAAAGAAAUAUCAGCAUUUGCACAAUUUCUAUAGUGCUUUCUUGGUUAACAUAAAUAUUUUGUCAUCUACUUCCACAAAACAAAAAUCUUUAACGCUGUCAUUUUAAAAACAAGACAAACUAUGGAGUGUGUGCAUCUUGCUGUUAAAUUUACUAUUCUCCUAGAAACACUAAUUACCUGGGAGGAAUGGCUAAUAGUAGCUGGGUUUGAAGGACAGAUUAAUUUAAAUGGAAGUUGGCGGUCAUCUAUGAGUGUUUUUUAUAUACUGUAUGAUAGCUAGCUUAAGUGAACAUGUUCCUAAAAUCUUUAAAGUUGCAUUUAAAUAAUGAACACAUUCUUUGCAGUUGCUAGAUUAUUUGCAUAUGAAAUACCAGAAGGUCUAGUUUUAUCCUUUGAAUUCUAUAUUUAGAAAAUUACUUAUCUAUGCAGAUAUUUUAGAAUAGAUACAGCCUAUUUUUUGGUUAAACUUGGGAUAGAUAAACUCAAAAUGUCAUAAAAUGCACAGAUUAGCUAGUAAUAUGUGUUUCUUAGGAGGGAGUUCAUAUUUUAGCAUGUGUUCUGAACUUUCAGUUGAUUUGAAGCAAUACUGAGGAUAUCUGAGUUAUGCUUUUAGUAAAUUAAUGGGCAAUUGUACUUUAAAAUCUAACUUGGGGCACAAAGCUAAGUAAGUGGAUUUUCUUUAGCUACCCCCUGGUAUGGCUUGUCAAGGCCAUAAUGAACCUUUAAGCGGGACAUAGUUGGGAUGUCUGCCUCAACAGAGAUUCUAACUUAUUGUUCCCUUAAAUAAGGGUUUCCACAUGAAAGCAGGCAACUAUAUCACUGUUGCUGGGUUCCUGGAUAAUGAUAGUGAGGGCAUUUCAGACACAUCACACAUUUCUUGCUGUUUUUUCUUGUAUCUUUUUUUCUGUCUGGCUUCUUUAGUUUAGCUCUUUUAAUUGUGUAGCAUUCAGAGUUUUCCAUUCUGCCUGAAAGAGGCUACAGCUAGGAAUGUCAAGAAAGCUCAUGGCUAACAUUCAGGAUUUAUUUGGCCUCCCUGAAUUUGUAGUUGUAAGGGUAUCUUCUGUUAGAUAUAUUCAGUCACUGGAAUUGGGAUUUUAAAAUUAGGAAUUAAAUGGGGCCAUUAUCAACUAAACUUUUCCAAAUCAAAACUCUAUCUAGAAAUGCCUUUCCCAGCCUUAAAUCUUCUGGAUAUAUAAGAUUACCAUUAUUAUUCCCAGAGUAUUCUCUUUGGGAAUUAUUCUAAUCCCUAUUGUUGGGAACUAUUUGGAAAGA
Thamnophis sirtalis is the source of this 2645-nucleotide messenger RNA. NCBI's taxonomy places the organism in Eukaryota, Metazoa, Chordata, Lepidosauria, Squamata, Natricidae. The record is from RefSeq and is a predicted model, not a curated record.